Messenger RNA from Octopus sinensis (East Asian common octopus), 5093 nucleotides. RefSeq names its product DNA (cytosine-5)-methyltransferase 1-like. The record is from RefSeq and is a predicted model, not a curated record. Gene Ontology annotation, molecular function: zinc ion binding; chromatin binding; DNA binding. Gene Ontology annotation, cellular component: nucleus. The transcript is spliced from 38 exons. The coding region runs from base 304 to 5061 and encodes 1585 amino acids. NCBI's taxonomy places the organism in Eukaryota, Metazoa, Mollusca, Cephalopoda, Octopoda, Octopodidae.
AGGCGGGAAGCUUUGAGGACAAUGUUAUUUAUUUUCUUCUGAUUAAUUUCAGAAGUUGAAGAAAACUUCUCGUUUUUGUUAUUGUUAUUAUUUGAUUGUGUAUAUAUAUAUAUCGUAUGUGUGCGAGUCUUUUUAUUCUUGGUGGUGUGUUUCUGGAAACUUUUUUUCUUUUCUCCUUCAUCGACCACUGAUCCUUGCCUCCGACGUCUCCCUCUUAAACAGUCAGCUUUCUUCUGUGGGGGGCACCGAGCUGUUUCUUUAAAAACCACCACCACCUUCCACGAUCUAAAACAAAACACCAGAAUGCCUUCUAGGACUUCGUCAAUCUCAAAGACUACAAUAUCUUCGCCAAAACUUAGGGAAUCCAAUAAAAUUGUAAAAGAUCUUCAGAGCAAAUUCCAGACUGGAGACAUCACAGAAGUGGAUUACUGGAACCAACUCUGUGAGAAGUUCAGCCAUGUUCUCACUGGAGCAGCGAAGGACGAGAUCCAAGCCUUGGAGACGGAAUUGGAAGAAGAAUUAUUGACCAUUAAAGGUUUCUGCAAAAAGAUGGAAGACAUUCUACAACCUCUGUUGUCUAACACACUACCCAAAGUACCAUCGCUGAAGCCAGUUCUUGUUAAGCCUCAGGAGGUCACCAAAGACGACACAACACCAGCGUCCAAACGUUCAGCAGAAAAAAAAAAUGGCAUUAGUGAUAGCGCCGAAAAUGAUGAGGAAGUGGAGCCUGGACUGUCACCGUCCAAGAUGGGUAAAACGGAUGAGAAGGAUCAUAACUGUGAGAAGAAGGAAUCUACCUCAGUAGCCACUGAUGCUAUUACUAACGACAACAUCCAAUCUUCUCCACCUACAACCAGACGGAAUGGUCAGAGCUCAAAUGGAAGAAACGAGAAUGGUGUAGAAGAAAAUGGUUUGAAAAUUACAAAUGGUCAUUCCACAGAAGAUGAUGUGAAAUUUCCAGAAGCAGUUCCGUCGUCUGAACCAGGAAAUGAUAAAAAUCCUCCUGCCACCCCUGAAAGUCGGAAAAGUAAGUCAAAGCGAACCAGAUCUUCGGGAAUUCAACCAUCCAUUACAUCAAUGUUUGAGAGAAUACCUGAGAAGCGUAAAGCAUCUGAUGAUGACGAAGAAAACAGUGGAGUGAAACAAGAGGAGAAGAAAAUAAAGACGUCUGAGAUUAAUGGCAAAAAUGAUGAAAAUAAGGAAACCUCAUCAGUGCAAAACGCAGAUACCAAACUAACCAAAGAACAGGUGACCCCUAUUAAAUGCAGGGGCUGUAAACAGUUGUUAGAUGACCCUGAAUUGGUGUUAUUUCAUGGUGACCCUCCUGAUGCUGUUGAGGAAUUCAUAGCUCUCACUGACACCAAAUUGUCCGUCUUUUCUGGCAACGAUGAUGAAGUGUCUAGUUUCGAUGAACGACCCCAACACAAACUCUCCAAUUUUAGUGUUUACGACAAAGCCACCCAUUUGUGUGCGUUUGACACUGGUUUGAUAGAAAAGAACGUUGAGCUCUACUUCAGUGGAGUUGUCAAGCCAAUUUAUGAUGAAAACCCAAGUGCUGAUGGUGGUGUCCCUUGUAAAACCAUGGGACCAAUCAAUGAAUGGUGGACUGCAGGGUUUGAUGGUGGAGAAAAUUCUUUAAUUGGUUUCACAACAGCUUAUGCUGAUUAUAUUUUAAUGUCUCCCAGUAAAAUUUAUUCCCCGUUUAUGGACAUCAUGAGGGAGAAGAUCUAUCUUUCCAAGAUCGCCAUUGAAUUCUUACAGAGUAACCUUGAUGCCACUUAUGAAGAUUUGCUCAAUAAAAUUCAGAUAACGGUUCCACCAAAUGGCAUCACGAAUAUCCCUACUGAAGAUGCUUUGUUGCGUCAUGCCCAGUUUGUGGUCGAUCAGAUUCAAAGUUAUGAUGAAGCUGCUGAUGAUGAUGAAGCCCUCCUCAUCACAACACCUUGUAUGAGGGCAUUGAUCAAACUUUCAGGAGUCACUCUUGGCAAACGGAGGGCUCUACGUAAGCAGCUCCGUGAACCCAAAGUGAAGUCAAAGGAUACGCAAACGAUGGCUGCCACAACGUCUCUUGUGCGUAACAUUUUCGACAGCAUGUUCCAGGGACAGAUAGAUGACAACGGCUUUUCUUCUGCCAGUCGCAGGAAAAGAUGUGGUAUUUGUGAGGUUUGUCAGCAACCAGAUUGUGGUAAAUGCAAUGCUUGUAGAGACAUGAUUAAAUUUGGAGGAUCGGGCAGAAGCAAGCAGUGCUGCGUUCAAAGAAGGUGUCCUAACAUUGCUGUCGCCGAAGCUGAUGAGGAUGAAAUCCAAAGUGAUGAUGAUGAAAAUAUUGUAAAGAAGGGAGAUGACUCAGAAAAACCAAUCCGUCAUGUGGCAAGUAGAAACACCAAGACGAAGCUAGAAUGGGUUGGAGAACCUGUCAAAACGACACCCACAAAUAUUUAUUACAAUGCUGUGACCAUAAAUGGUAAAAAGGUGUGUGUCGGAGACUGUGUGGCUGUGAAACCUGCCAACCCAACUGUGCCAAUGUAUAUAGCAAAGGUGGCCUACAUGUGGGAAGACAAGUUCAAAGAGAAGAAGUUUCAUGCAUUAUGGUUCUGUCGAGGAUCUGAUACAAUCUUGGGAGAAACGGCAGAUCCUUUUGAACUGUUUUUGGUUGACGACUGUGAAGAUUCUUGCCUUGAAUAUACAAUCAGUAAAGUUAACGUGGUGUACAAGUCCAUCCCCUCUGACUGGGCCAUGCUGGGUGGAACUGAUGAGGACACUAACUUCAACAACAAUGAUUCCAAGACAUUUUAUUACCAAAAAUGGUAUGACCCAGAAUUGGCCAGAUUUGAAGAUAUUCCCGAAGAUCCAAACUCUUCAGAAAUAAACUCCCACAAGUUUUGUUCCAGCUGCUCCCGACUCGAGACUUUACGGAAAAAAGAGACACCAUGUCUUGGAGAACAACUGGAGAAUGGCAGCAAAGAGAGCAACCGGCUGUACUAUAAGUCAGUGAAAAGGGACAGUAUUGAGUAUAAAUUAGGGGACUGUUGUUAUGUGGAACCCAGCGCUUUCUCUUUUAAUGUUAAACAUGUCCCACAAAAGAAACCCAAGGCAGAAAAACGUGAGUUUGAUGAUGAUGCUUACACAGAAGCCUACCGGAAAUCUUCGGAUUACAUCAAAGGCUCAAACGAGUACGUACCCCAACCUUUCCAUAUUGGUCGGAUCACAGAAAUCUUCUGCCGGAAGGUUAGCAACAGUCGUCUUAUGGAUCUCACUGACAUCAAAGUUAAAAUCAAUAAAUUUUACAGACCAGAAAACACUCACAAAGGUCCUGCAGCUUCCUACCAGGCAGAUCUAAACGUCCUUUAUUGGAGCAACGAAGAGGUCACUGUGGAUUUCAAGACCGUUUCAGGCAGGUGUACAGUGGUGUACAGUGAAAAUUUGAAAGUUGAUAAAGAUACCUACUUCAUGGGUGCUGUUGACAGGUUUUAUUUCACAGAGGCCUACAACCGUGAGAAACGGUCCUUUGAAGAUCCUCCAAAUGUUGCCUGUUUGAUGGGAGAUAAAGGAAAGGGUAAAGGAAAAGGCAAGACAAAAAGUAAGAGCAAAUGUCUUCCUGAUGAAAUUGAACCCACGGUGCCUCCUCUCGCGGCUUUGGAUGUCUUUGCUGGAUGUGGAGGUUUAUCGGAGGGACUUCACCAAGCUGGUAUUGCCAAGUCCCACUGGGCCAUUGAGAAGAUGGAGAUGGCUGCACAGGCAUUCCGUCUCAAUAAUCCUGGCUGUACGGUUUUCACGGACGAUUGCAAUUUAUUGCUUCAGUUAGCAAUGAAGGGAAUAGAGAAAACAUCAAAGGGUCAGAAAUUACCUAAAAAGGGAGAAGUAGAACUGCUGUGUGGAGGUCCUCCAUGCCAAGGAUUCAGUGGUAUGAACCGUUUCAACUACAGAGACUAUUCCAAAUUUAAGAAUUCUUUGAUUGCUUCCUACCUAAGUUACUGUGAUUUUUAUCGACCGAGGUUCUUUGUCUUGGAAAACGUGCGAAAUUUUGUGUCAUUCAAGAAAAGUAUGGUCUUGAAGUUGACUUUGCGCUGUUUGACACAAAUGGGUUACCAAUGUACUUUUGGCGUUCUGCAGGCCGGCAAUUAUGGUGUGGCUCAGACUCGGAGAAGGGCCAUAAUCUUAGCAGCUGCCCCAGGAGAGAAGUUACCAUUCUACCCAGAUCCUUUGCAUGUGUUUGCACCUCGAGGUAUGCAGUUAUCAGUUGUCGUUGAUGACAAGAAGUAUAACUCUACCAUAACCCGUAAUGGGUCGGCCCCGUUUCGGACCAUCACUGUCCGUGACACCAUGUCUGACUUACCAGAGAUCCGCAACGGGGAUAAAGAGGAAGAGAUCCAAUACAACGGAGAACCAUAUUCCCAUUUCCAGAGAUUGAUUCGUGGCAAGCAGCACCAACCAAUUCUACGGGAUCACAUCUGCAAGGAGAUGAGUCCUCUGGUGCAUGCAAGGAUGCAGCACAUUCCACUUUGUCCCGGCGCUGACUGGAGAGAUUUACCAAAUGUUGUAGUGAAAUUAUCUGAUGGGAACAAAACCAAAAAACUUCAUUACAGUCACCACGACAAACGAAACGGUAAAGGGCCAAACAAUCAAUUAAGAGGCGUGUGUGCCUGUGCCCCCGAAGGCAAAUGUGAUCCUAUGGAUCGACAGUUCAACACUCUGAUACCCUGGUGUCUGCCCCAUACAGGCAACAGGCACAACCACUGGGCUGGUCUCUAUGGUCGUGUAGUCUGGGACGGGUUUUUCAGUACAACCGUCACUAAUCCUGAACCAAUGGGGAAACAGGGUCGUGUGCUCCACCCUGAACAACACAGAGUGGUCAGUGUAAGAGAAUGUGCCAGGUCACAAGGUUUUCCGGAUACUUAUCGCUUCUUUGGAAGCAUCCUUGAUAAACAUCGUCAGGUUGGUAACGCUGUCCCACCACCAAUGUCACGACAAAUUGGUUUCGAAAUUAAGAAAUCUCUGCUGUGGAGAAUGCAGAACUCUGCUGAACAGAAACCUGAAGAACAGAGCAAAAUGCAGAACUGAACCCCAGGAAGAGAGAGCGAAAGAAAGAAAGA